AUGAACAAUGAUUCACCGUCGACUUCCGCAGCGCCAAAUCGAUAUUCGACCGACGGUAUAGCAGGCGGCGCCGGCCUGCAUCAUCACCAACAGGAUGGAGAUGUGCCAAGGAGCCCCGGGUCUCGCGACGGCCAGCGCAGAAGGCGGAAGAACCGAAAGAAGCGGAAUCCGGGUCUCAAGAAGAAGCUCGCCUUCGUCACACAUCUUCUCAAAGGACUAGAUACCGUCGUGCUUGCGGAGCUCAGUGCUUUGUAUUAUAUGGAAUGCUCGUUAUUCCGAUUCCUCAUCCGAGCUGCCGGCCAGUUCGUCUGCCUCUCCCCGAAAGACGAGGCAUCUCCGUUUCUCCUCCCAGCCAGUCGGAUCCACGUACUCCUGAUUCUUGUACCCAAUAUAUGGUGUAUGCUUAUGCAUCUUUUCGGCGCAUUGCCUAAGGGCCCAGACUACCAUCGAGGAUAUCUUCACGGAGGCCUCAUUUUCGACUUUAUCGGCCAAAAACCUCCGCAAUAUCGGAUAUACUACUUCAUGGCGGACUUGGCUAUACUAUUCUUACAGUGUUUCAUGCUCACAGUGCAUUCGGAGCGGGAGAAGCUCCGCUUAGCUUUGAAAACCUUUCGGCCCAUUUUCUCAGAUCCAGUAACAACAGCUAGGGUUGCGCGAACUAUCGAAGAGCUGGAUGCUGAGGAGCAGGGUAUGCAAGGUGUGUAUCCAGACGCGGAGAAUGAGUUAGGAGAUGUAGAAUUACAGUCUCUUGGAAGGGGUAAUGGAGAGACAAGCUCGGAACGGAGGAGCGACCUUGAACUAUCGGGUCGUCCCAGUCAUGAAGGGUCCAGGUCCCAUUUAGCAGAUAUACUCAACUCUGGGAAUGCUGUGAUUGGCGAAUAUCACAUAGUGAACACCAUGCGCCUUGCUGCCACGGAGCUUGAGCGAACAACCAGUACUUCCAUUCAAAAUAUCGGAACUCUAGCUGCUCUAGAAGCGGAGCGAAGAGGCGUCACCCUGCCAUCUCGACCAGGGCCAACAGUUUGA
Messenger RNA from Clonostachys rhizophaga, 1026 nucleotides. The record is from the annotation of a GenBank genome assembly. NCBI's taxonomy places the organism in Eukaryota, Fungi, Ascomycota, Sordariomycetes, Hypocreales, Bionectriaceae.